Molecule: messenger RNA, 707 nt
Organism: Magnolia sinica
Lineage: Eukaryota; Viridiplantae; Streptophyta; Magnoliopsida; Magnoliales; Magnoliaceae
Product: lon protease homolog 2, peroxisomal-like
Exons: 5
Coding region: 121-495 (124 amino acids)
Biological process (GO): protein catabolic process; protein targeting to peroxisome; protein processing
Cellular component (GO): peroxisomal matrix
Molecular function (GO): ATP hydrolysis activity; ATP binding; ATP-dependent peptidase activity
Source: RefSeq, a predicted model, not a curated record
GACCCAGAUCUUAUAGCACUCUCAUGCAAAUUUAAAGUUACUGCUAUGGAGCUGAUCUCCAUUCUUGAGCAGUGAAUAUAUCUUGAUGACAAGCAUGAUGUUGCUGCUUUGGAAAGGAAGAUGCAAAGCACAGGAAUGCCACCAAAUAUUUGGAAGCACGCACAGAGAGAAUUACAGCAACUAAGAAAAAUGCAACCUCAGCAACCUGGAUAUAGUAAUUCACGUGUAUACCUGGAGCUUCUUGCUGAUCUACCAUGGCAAAAGGCCAGUGAGGAGUGCGAACUGGAUCUGAGAGCUGCUAGGGAGCGUCUUGACAGUGACCACUAUGGUUUAGUCAAAGUUAAGCAGCGGAUAAUUGAAUAUCUAGCUGUUUGCAAGCUUAAACCAGAUGCAAGGGGUCCAGUGUUGUGCUUUGUUGGCCCACCAGGUGUUGGAAAGACAUCUUUGGCAUCAUCCAUUGCUGCUGCCUUGGACAGAAAAUUUAUACCCAAUUGAGGUCAAUGGUCGGAAUCUCUUAACCAUGGGCCCCACUUAUAUAAAUUAAUCUCGGAGUAGCCUGUUCAUGUCCUCGGUUUGCAGAUCAUAUACUCAUCUCCUUCUUUAUAAGAAGGUUAGAAGAGUUCGAAAUGGUUUUACCAUUGGGGAGUAGCUCAGGAACAUGGAGUUGAUAGACUGCUUUUCCUCUAAAUUAGUAAAUUUAUUUUAGU